GCAUUCUGUUUUAGUUGUGAGGUACACACUGAAUAUGAAGCUUUGCAAUAAAAUGAUGAAUCCAUAACCCUCUUUUUCAAUCAGGUUGAAAAUUAAGUUAACGUAAUUUUCAAGGUGGCUCAAAAUGUAUUGUUUCCUUGUUACUUGUGGGCGAGGCUUUGAGUGUUUUGUAACAGAAGAGAUUUUUUCAACACUUCCGAAUGCAUCAAAUGUUGAAAUUAUCAGUGAAGGCAAAAUUCGUUUCAGCAUAUCUGUUGGGAAGAAUUGCAAUGGUUUAGAAAGUCCAGCAGUGAAUCUUGAUUUUUUUAAGGGGCAGUUCUCCAAACUUUUUCAAUUGAAACUUAUUGAAAGAAUUUUCCUGCUUUUGCAUUACAAGAAGUUCGAUGCACUAAGCAUUAGAUCAGAUUUAAUUUUAGGUGAGGACUUGAUUAGUGAAAUUUGUGCAUCUGUCAACUGGAAGGAAAUCACAGACCAGGUAAAACUUUUAUUGAAGUUGCAACCAAAGUUUAAACCAACUUCCUGCUGUUGUAAAAAUUGCGAAACCCCCCUGGAAACUUUUGUCAAAGAUCUGCAUUGUGAUUGCCCUAUCACUGAUCACCAAACCAAAGCUAAAUCCACAAUCUUAUUGCCCAAUAAUGGUAGUAUAUUAUCAAUCAAAUCCAACAUACUUUCUCCCUCCACAGACAGUAUAAAGAAACACAUAGCUACUACUGAUGUAGAAGAACCCAGUGCUGAACUUAUUCCAUCCUGCUCCUCAAAGGAUAAAAAGUCUUUGAGAAUAACUGAAAAUGCCGGAAAUGGCUUUCAUCUAGCUUCCCCAAAAAUUUUCCUCUCCAAUAUCCUCCUGAUGGCACAUCUGAUCAUGAUGCGCCUCCAGGAGAAAAGAUUUUGUCUUCUGGAAAGAACACAUUUGAGUCUUCCUCGUCCACCAUGGAUGCAUCAAGCAAUGCCACAAUUGACAAGAAAAACAUCCAAGGAGUAGUUUUAUCAGCUGUGAUUAAGUCAGUUCUGCAGCAAACUGAUUGCUGGCAUCUCAACUGGAACCAGCCUAAUGUUGAUGUGUACUUCAAUAUUACCGAUCUGCAUGUUAUUUUAGGCAUUGCAUUGAGCCGCCACACUGUAUCUCUCCGUUGCUACAUUCCUCACAUUGGCCUGCGAACAACUGUGUGUUGCUUGAUGCUGAGCUUAGCUCUAGUAAUGCCUACUUCAGUGCAGCAUUCCAGCAGCCAGUCCUGCACAUCUAGUCAAAAUCCUUGCUCAACUGCACUAAUGGACAAUCAAGAUGAAAAAGAGACACCCAAGGCAAAAUCACCUUCUGAAGCUCGAGACUAUUACUCUCUCUUGGAUCCAAUGUGUGGGCAUGGGACAAUACUUGCAGAAGCUGCACAUAGCUACAGGGUUCGUCACGUGAUUGGCUGUGACGUAUCAAGAAGUCAGCUCGAGGUUGCCACCUGCAACUUGCAUGGCAUCCCGCCUGCGAGCAGCUACUCGCUCUUCACAGCUGAUGCUGCCGCAUUACCACUACUAGAUGGCAGUAUCGACGCCAUCGUGUGUGACUUCCCCUUCGGUCAGCAACAUCGCCCGUACCUCACGCGCAAGCGCCAAGAUUAUCCAUGUUCGCCGGGAUAUACAAUCAAAGGAGGAUCUGGCAGUUGCAUAACCUCUGGAACCAACGACCAUAGAAGCUUUGCAGCUCACGCCGUGGAUGAAGCAGUGCAACUUUUAGAACUGUUCCUACUUGAGUGUGCCAGGGUGCUGGUGGUGGGCGGGCCGUUGGUGGUUUUGCUGCCUGCCAGAAUGGAGGCCGACGUGGUGCGGUUGUGCACUCGCCUCUUCCCUUCUCCUGACGGCCGACACAUGACGUUGAUGGCGCGCCACAGAGUAGCGCUUGGCACAUCCAACGGAUUAAUCUGCUUUCGAAAACUAUGGCGAGUGGGGGAUAAAUUAAGCUUCAAUUCAAAGAAUAUUUUAUUUAUACGGAUGAAUGAAACUGUUGCGAAACUGGCGGUCGGAGAAGACAACGGGUUAAGCCCGUCGGUGGCGCUCUCCCCGACCAUCCGCCACCCGCCAUAG
Messenger RNA from Hyalella azteca, 2073 nucleotides. RefSeq lists its product as uncharacterized. The record is from RefSeq and is a predicted model, not a curated record. The transcript is spliced from 9 exons. Gene Ontology annotation, molecular function: tRNA (guanine) methyltransferase activity. Gene Ontology annotation, biological process: tRNA methylation. Lineage: Eukaryota; Metazoa; Arthropoda; Malacostraca; Amphipoda; Hyalellidae. Bases 931 to 2073 code for a protein of 380 amino acids.